AUAUGUCACCAUAUGACAAGAGGUAUGCUGAUGUGAGGAUUAAUGGUCAAACAUCAGUGUCUGUUACAAUUGCUCUUGAAGAAGGUUGCUAUUGUUGUAAUACUGAGCAUCAUCUUGGCUGGAGCUGCUUUAGGUGAUAGAAUUGUUAGGAAAUUUGUUUUCCCGAAACAAGAUGGUACUAAGCAUGCUGGGGUCGCUAAGUUUGUGAUACUGAAAUGGGGAAUGCGCAUCAUAGGAUCCGCCUUCAUUUUUCAGAGCACUACUGAUCCGCCUUUGGCAAAUGGAGCCUUGGUCUCGUUUGCAGCUGCUUAUCUUAUUAUAAAGUGUAUUCACACAUGGCAUGAAGGUUCAGUGAAUGGUAAUCCCCUUCAGCAGUGGAAGAGAGGAAUAGAUGGUAGUGACAGCUUCAUGGAAGGGCACGUGUAUUUCUCAAGCUUUUACAACAACAGAAAGAGGUUAACAGAGAAUGACCGGGUUGAGUCAACUCGAAAAUUCACUGAUCAAGCUUUAGCAGAUUUGAUAGCAUCUCCAGCUUUCAGUGCCUGGUUUAUUGCGAAUGCGGACAGGAUACGAGUUGAUCCACAUGAACCAGCCAAGAAUCUCAACAAGUUAAGAGCAUUAAAGGAGCUUUCUUCUAUGGCCAUGGCCUAUUGGAGGAGAGUCAUAAAUCUAAGUAUGAGCAAAACAAAUACUUUGAUUGGAAUAAUUACAGAUCGUGCGAUUUGGUCUGGAGGGUAAAACCAGUACAACAUGGUUGACAUUCUAAUCCAGCAUGACCUUAAUCUCACUGCAGAAGUCUCCAGAUUCCAAAAAUACUCUGAAACUUCUUAUCUACUCUACACUUGAUGCUCCACCACUCCCUUUGAAGAUGGGUUCAUGGAUUGAGGCGAUUCUUGUAUUUUAAGAUUAGUGUACAGGUUUUUGUUCUAAUUUGUAUCUGCAUAAGUCAUCAUUUUGGGUUGAAUAGAGGGAAAUAGUUCAGCAUUUACUUGCUCAAUUUUAUUUAGUUGUUGGUUAUGUUGGUCUGGGUGUGUGACAGAGAUUCUUCUGUAGUGUACAAUGUGAUCAAAUGCACCAAGAACCACCCACACAACCACCUGUAUCUUCCGUGACCACUAUGUUCACAACUUAGUUGCCGUCUGUCACCGUCUAUUGUUGAACACCUCCAUUGUUUACAAUCUUGCUGCUCAUGCAUCUGCACCACAUAAGGUUGACGAGAUGAUGUAACUGUCUGAGAAAAGGUUGGGUUUUGAAGGAAGGGGAAUGACACUGAGAAUGUGUUUCUGGGUUUGGGAAUAUAUAUAUUAUUAUUGGAAUGGCAGAGCUAGAGACGCAUUUUUGAGUUGUAUUUUGGAGGGGAAAGGAAACCACACAUUUCAAUAUGUAGUGUAUAUUGUAAUUGUGUAUAUUGUAAUUGUGUAAGCUGUGUUUGAGAUCCAGGGCCUUGAUUAUAUAUUUUCUUAACCAAAAUAAAAUAAAUAUAAUUUAGAUUUAAA
This is a messenger RNA of Arachis ipaensis, 1496 nucleotides long. The record is from RefSeq and is a predicted model, not a curated record. NCBI's taxonomy places the organism in Eukaryota, Viridiplantae, Streptophyta, Magnoliopsida, Fabales, Fabaceae.